Phragmites australis (common reed) is the source of this 3034-nucleotide messenger RNA. RefSeq names its product pentatricopeptide repeat-containing protein At2g27610. Gene Ontology annotation, biological process: RNA modification. The record is from RefSeq and is a predicted model, not a curated record. Gene Ontology annotation, molecular function: RNA binding; protein binding; zinc ion binding. The transcript has a single exon. Bases 116 to 2860 code for a protein of 914 amino acids. Lineage: Eukaryota; Viridiplantae; Streptophyta; Magnoliopsida; Poales; Poaceae.
UGGGCCCCAAGUCUCCACCCAGCCAGAGUCCCAGACCGUCGCCACCGGCCGGCCGGCCGCCGCAUUUGCCGUGACCUCGUCGUUCCGGUGCACGGAGCCUGUCACUUGUGCGUCCAUGCACGUCGUGGCGCGCCAUGCAAUGUGCCGCCUAAAUCAGACCGACCAAACUCUUCGUCAUCUCCGUGCCAUCCCCCCGCACGUCCAUGAUCCAUCAGUAGGAAGCACAGUGGAAUACAGUAUCAUGUCGCCAAGCACCGCGCUCGCACUUCUCCGCGGAAGAAACCCAGCGACCUUGGCACCGAAGCUAGCCCCGAAGCCGCUAUCCACGCUCGCCUCCUGUGUCCCGUCGGUGGAAGGCGACGAUCUCCGUGACUCUCCCGGUGCUCGCCAGGCGUUCGACGAAAUUCCCGGCCGGGACGCCGCGGCGGGCUCCGACCGCGUCCUCUUCGACUACGCGCGGCGCGGGCUGGUCCGUCAGGCGCUGGACCACUUCUUGGACGUGCACCGCCGCCGGGGCGGGCGCGUCGGCGCCGCCAUGCUGUCGUGCGUCCUCAAAGUCUGCGGGUCGGUACCGGACAGAGGUCUCGGGGAGCAGCUGCACUGCCUGUGCGUCAGGUACGGGUAUGAUCGGGGCGACGUCAGCGUCGGCACGUCUCUCGUAGACAUGUACAUGAAGUGCUGCGGCGUCGAUGACGGGAGGAAGGUGUUCGAGGGGAUGCCUGAGAGGAAUAUCGUCACGUGGACGUCGUUGCUCACCGGGUACGUCCAGGCCGGGGCACACUCGAAUGUCAUGGUGCUCUUCUUCAGGAUGCGCGCCGAGGGGAUCUGGCCCAAUCCAUUCACUUUUACGAGUGUUCUCUCCGCAGUGGCAAGCCAAGGCGCACCCGAUUUUGGGCGGCGCGUGCAUGCUCAAUCAGUUAAGUUUGGAUGCCGCUCGACUGUGUUUGUGUGCAACUCUCUGAUGAACAUGUAUGCAAAGUGCGGACUAGUUGAAGAAGCCAGGACUCUGUUUUCUGGGAUGGAGACCAGGGACAGGGUGUCGUGGAACACAUUGAUGGCGGGCCUUUUGUUGAACGGGUGCGAACUGGAAGCCCUGCAGCUGUUCCAUGAUUCACGAGCUAGUAUAGCCAAGCUUACACAGUCUACCUACUCUACAGUGAUCAAAUUAUGCGCAAAUCUCAAACAGCUUGGCAUGGUACGACAACUCCACAGCUGUGUUUUGAAACACGGGUUCCAUUCGGAUGGCAAUGUAAUGACAGGCCUCAUGGAUGCCUACAGCAAAUGUGGUGAACUGGACAAUGCCUUAAACAUAUUUUUGUUGAUGCCAGGAUCCCAGAGUGUUGUUUCAUGGACUGCUAUGAUUAGUGGGUGCAUUCAGAAUGGCGAUACACCUCUUGCUGCUGCUCUUUUUAGCAGAAUGAGAGAAGACGGUGUUGCUCCAAAUGAGUUCACCUACUCGGCAAUGCUGACAACAUCACUGGCCAGCUUGACUCUGCAGAUUCAUGCUCAGGUUAUCAAGACAAACUACCAGUGCUCACCAACGGUUGGAACUGCACUUCUGGCCUCUUACUCUAAGCUUCGCAGCACUGAAGAAGCCCUAUCUAUAUUCAAAACAAUUGACCAAAAGGAUGUUGUUGCAUGGUCUGCAAUGUUAACUUGCUAUGCCCAAGCUGGUGACUGUGAUGGUGCGACAAAUGUAUUCAUCAAGAUGGUCAUGCUAGGAGUGAAGCCAAAUGAGUUCACAAUCUCUAGUGCCAUUGAUGCUUGUGCUAGUCCAACAGCGGGUGUUGACCUGGGUAGGCAGUUCCAUGCUGUUUCGAUCAAGUACAGAUACAAGGAUGCAAUCUGUGUGAGCAGCGCACUUGUCAGCAUGUACGCAAGGAAAGGGAGCAUUGAGAGUGCUCAGAGUGUCUUUGAGAGGCAAACAGAUAGAGACUUGGUGUCAUGGAACUCAAUGAUAUCAGGGUAUGCACAGCAUGGUUACAGCAAAAAGGCCCUUGAUAUAUUUCGGCAGAUGGAAACUGAGGGCAUGGAGAUGGAUGGCGUCACAUUCCUUGCAGUGAUCAUGGGAUGCACUCAUGCUGGUCUUGUCGGAGAAGGCCAGCGAUACUUUGAUUCGAUGGUCAGAGAACACAAUAUCAGUCCAACCAUGGAGCAUUAUGCGUGCAUGGUGGAUCUCUAUAGCCGUGCAGGCAAGCUGGAUGAGACAAUAAGCCUUAUAGGAGGCAUGCCAUUCCCAGCAGGUCCAAUGGUGUGGCGCACAUUGCUAGGUGCUUGUAGAGUUCACAAGAAUGUUGAGCUUGGGAAGUUGGCUGCAGAGAAGCUGCUAUCACUUGAGCCACUUGACUCGGCUACAUACGUGCUUCUCUCCAACAUUUAUUCGGCUGCAGGUAAGUGGGAAGAGAGGGAUGAAGUGAGGAAGCUCAUGGACACUAGAAAGGUGAAGAAAGAAGCUGGAUGCAGCUGGAUUCAGAUCAAGAACAAAGUUCAUUCCUUUAUAGCUUCGGACAAGUCACAUCCUUUAUCUGACCAGAUAUAUGCAAAGCUCAAGGCAUUGACAGCUAGGUUGAAGCAAAAAGGUUAUUGUCCUGACACAAGCUUUGUGCUUCAUGACAUGGCAGAAGAGCAGAAAGAAGCUAUGCUGGCUAUGCAUAGCGAGCGGCUAGCCCUCGCCUUUGGCUUGAUAGCCACCCCACCAGGGACACCCCUUCAAAUUGUCAAAAAUCUGCGGGUGUGUGGGGACUGCCACACGGUGAUCAAGAUGGUCUCUGAAAUCGAGGAUAGGGAGAUUAUAAUGCGGGAUUGCAGCAGGUUCCACCACUUCAAUUUGGGGGUCUGUUCCUGUGGAGAUUUCUGGUGAACAGGGUCAGAAUAACUUGACUGUGGAUACAAUACUCUGGCAAUGCCAUCUUUGAACAAUAUCACCUGUACUAAAUGUUCUUUUAGCAAUAUGCUUGAAAUAUGUAUGGUUAGACGAUUAUUUACAAUCAGGAUUUGGGAAACCGGUGAGAACCGGCCUCCCGGUAUUCUGAAC